AUGCUUACUGUCCAAUUUGAUUCCAAGAACACCUUUGUUGAGCCCCACUCCAAUGUCGCCUUUGCUGACUUGCCGGUCAAGUCCAGCACCAAGAAGAACCAGGAGGAGAUCCUUCUCGAGCCCUUUACCUAUCUCUGCAACAACCCAGGAAAAGAUGUUCGCGCAAAGAUGAUUGAGGCAUUUGACUACUGGAUUAAUGUCCCCAAGGAAUCCCUCAAUGUCAUCACCCGUGUCAUUGAGAUGCUCCACAGCGCCAGUCUCUUGAUUGACGAUGUUGAGGAUGGCUCUAUCUUACGCCGUGGUGUUCCUGCCGCUCACCACUUGUACGGUAUUCCCCAGACAAUCAAUUGCGCAAACUAUGUCUAUUUCUUGGCACUCUCGGAGCUUAACAAGCUUAACAACCCCAAGAUGGUCAUUAUCUACACCGAGGAACUCGUGAAUCUCCAUCGGGGACAAGGCAUGGAACUAUUCUGGAGAGAUACUCUGACAUGCCCUUCCGAAGAGGAAUUCAUUGAAAUGGUCGACAACAAAACCGGUGGUCUUUUGCGUUUGGCAGUAAAGCUGAUGCAAGAAGCCAGCAAUUCUGAGCGUGAUUACACUGGUCUUGUUGGAAAGAUUGGUAUUCAUUUCCAGGUUAGAGAUGAUUACAUGAACCUUCAAUCAAAAACAUACGCUGACAACAAGGGCUUCUGCGAGGACCUUACCGAAGGCAAAUUCUCUUUCCCAAUCAUCCAUUCCAUUCAUGCCGACCCUAACAACCGCCAGCUCAUCAACAUCCUCAAACAAAAAAGCUCUUCAAUCGAGCUGAAGCAGUUUGCUCUUCAGCUUCUCGAAAAGACCGAUACCUUUAACUACUGCCGCAAAUUCCUCACCAACAUUGAGAAGGAGGCAGCAGACGAGAUUGCCGAGUUGGGUGGCAAUCCCAAGCUUGAGAAGAUCAUGUCUCUUCUGAGCAUCAAGGAGCAGUAAAAGUCAAGAAGUACUGUUCUCCAGAAAAAAAAUUUCCUCGUCAUCAACAUCCUUUCCAUUAUUCAAUAUUAUUAUCACCCCCUCUCCCCCACCACCACCCACCCACGAGAACCCAAACCUCCUUAUUCGAAUCUCAUUCCAUCUUUACCCCAUUUUUCCAUAUCCUCAUGAGCACAUAGAUACAAAACGAGACGGAGCAUAUUUUUUUAAAAUACAUUGCAUUAUCUUAUGAAAACCAAAUAAAUAACGUAUACAGAACACUUGGUGUGU
Molecule: messenger RNA, 1239 nt
Organism: Phycomyces blakesleeanus NRRL 1555(-)
Lineage: Eukaryota; Fungi; Mucoromycota; Mucoromycetes; Mucorales; Phycomycetaceae
Gene: CarG2
Product: geranylgeranyl pyrophosphate synthetase
Exons: 8
Coding region: 1-969 (322 amino acids)
Biological process (GO): isoprenoid biosynthetic process
Molecular function (GO): prenyltransferase activity
Source: RefSeq, a predicted model, not a curated record